Messenger RNA from Malus domestica (apple), 1246 nucleotides. RefSeq lists its product as uncharacterized. Lineage: Eukaryota; Viridiplantae; Streptophyta; Magnoliopsida; Rosales; Rosaceae. The record is from RefSeq and is a predicted model, not a curated record.
UACCUUCCAAUACAUUUUCUUGUUUUCUUUUUCUUUCUUUUUUCUUCUCUUUUGGCCCAACGCGGACUCCACCAACAAUAUGUCAAACCCAGAUACAUCACAACUGGCUCUAUUUUUAGCUUAUUUCAGAAUCUUCAAUCCUUUUUCAUAGGUUUUUAUACAAACAAUAGCGAGGAAGGAGAAUCGAACAUAAUACUUCGGGUUUGGAUGCAAAAGUAAAUGCUUUUAUUCAUAUUUUUAGUUGAGAGACGUCUUCAUCAAUUCCCUUGUAUAAAUCUUCAACUCCCUCAAACUUCCAAGACCAAAAGUUUCAUCUCAUCUCGUAUACCUCUCUCUCUCUCGGCAACAUGGGCAACUACAUUUCUUGUAGCCUAGCAACCCAAAUAUUGAGCAAGCAUGGGAAAGCAGCAGCCACUAAAGUGAUCGUCCCAAGCGGUGAAAUCAAACAAUUCAAUGUCCCCAUAAAAGCCGCCGAGCUGAUGGUCGACACCCCAAACUUCUUCCUCGUAAACAUCAAGUCUCUCCAUGUGGGAAGAAGAUUUUCGCAUCUCAGUGCCGACGAAGAGUUGGAUAUCGGCAACGUUUACGUCAUGUUCCCCAUGAAGAGGCUCAACUCCACUGUCACAACAGCUGAUAUGGGGCCACUGUUCCUCACCGCCGCAGCUGGGUCAGCAAGCAAGCGAGCUUCCGGGAGAAACGUGAGGGUGCGGCGGGCUGAUCAUCGUCAAUCCAUGAAGUUUGGUAAUGAAGGCGAUGAGUGUAAAAGGAUUAAGAGUUGGGGGAAAAGUUUGGAGCAUGAGGCGGCGGCGCCAAAGCUUAACUUGGAUGACAUCGAAGAUUUCUCGGCGCCGGAGUUUAUGCACAGGUUGUCUAUGAGUAGGUCAAAGAAGCCAUUGCUGGAUACCAUAGCAGAAGAGCCUGCAGUUUCUGUUUCUUCAAGGUGAUCAUUGGUCUCCAGAAAAGAAAAGGUAAUCAUUAGUCUCCAUAAAAAAAUGGUGAUCAUUAGUUAUGGCAUGCACAGUAUAGGGUUGUUUAUGGAAUUUUAGCCAAGGGAGAUUGUAGGAAGUGGUGUGUGUAUUUAUUAUUUACUGCAAACUUAUUAUACUGGUGGAAGUUUUUUACCCUCAAUGUGGGGUUACACCUUUUCACCAUUAGAUAGGUUUGAGUUCUGUAUGUUAAGGAUGUAAUGAUGCAUACAAAUAUAUGGUGAGAUUCAAUACUAACUCGCCUCUUCUUAAUGUACGUC